Wickerhamiella sorbophila is the source of this 849-nucleotide messenger RNA. Its product is annotated as tRNA-specific adenosine deaminase subunit TAD3. Gene Ontology annotation, cellular component: cytoplasm; nucleus. The coding region runs from base 1 to 849 and encodes 282 amino acids. Gene Ontology annotation, molecular function: tRNA-specific adenosine-34 deaminase activity. The transcript has a single exon. The record is from RefSeq and is a predicted model, not a curated record. Lineage: Eukaryota; Fungi; Ascomycota; Dipodascomycetes; Dipodascales; Trichomonascaceae.
AUGGUUAGAAUAAAUCGGCAAGGUAAAUUCCAGCAAGUUUUAGGACUGGAUGCGAGCAGGCAGCUAGGACUCGUGCCAGUAUGGUAUAUCGAACUACCCGCGACCGAACUAAGCGGUAUGCUUGCUAAACUUAAAGAGUCGUUACCUGCAGAACCCUUUGAUCUGGCCCACAUUCGACGUAUUGUGAAGUUGGAAACUUCAGAGGACAAAGGUAUACUGUUAAGAUUGCUGGUUUGUAGUCAGGGCCUGGUUCCUGAAAGCACCGUGCAGGAGUUAGUUGGUUCGCACAAGCUGCACUCGGCUCGAGUAUCAAAAUACCAGGCCGAUACAAAAGAAGAAUCGGCCCAAUGGAGCCAAGAAUCGGGCUGGCCAAUUUCGUGGCGAGGAAACCCUGCAGCAGUGCUACCAGUGUUGUCCCCAGAGACUCAAAAGCAGAUGGAGGAGUGGGUGGAGAGAAUCGCCAAGAGUGACAGAGUUCGAGCGCUGGUCGUGAACCCUAUAACUAACGAGCUGCUUGCAGAUGAGUGUGAACAGAAAACGACCCAUCCGUUGAACCAUGCAGUGAUGCGGGCCAUCCAAGCGGUUGCCGAGCGAGAGCGUCAAGCUAAACGCGGGAAUCCCGAGUCAGAGAACUAUUUAUGUCUUGAUAUGGACGUGUACACUACAGACGAGCCUUGCACUAUGUGCAGCAUGGCUCUUGUCCAUUCGCGAAUUGGGCGUCUAAUCUACAUUCGACAGUCGACGGUGUCGGGGGCUAUAGAUCCACGCAGCCAACUAAGCUAUGGUCUCCACGGCCGCCCUCAGUUGAAUCAUACAUUCCAAGUUUGGCAAUACCACUUGGAGGGUUGA